CAUGUUUCUAGAAGGGCCGGUGGGGGCGCAGGGCCAGGGAAGGUUCUGCAGCCCCCAACCGGGGCUGUUCCAGCAACUUCGCUCGACUCCCUCCGAAGGAGAGGGACAGACGGACACAUGGGGUCACCCCCCCAGCAGGGGACAGUCAGGAUGUCGAAGGGCCAAGCUGUAGGCAUUGACCUGGGCACCACCUACUCCUGCGUGGGGGUGUUCCAGCAUGGCAAAGUGGAGAUCAUCGCCAACGACCAGGGCAACCGCACCACGCCCAGCUACGUGGCCUUCACGGACACCGAGCGCCUCAUUGGGGACGCUGCCAAGAACCAGGUGGCCAUGAACCCCACCAAUACCGUCUUCGAUGCCAAGCGUCUGAUUGGCCGGCGCUUCGACGACCCGGUGGUGCAGUCGGACAUGAAGCACUGGCCCUUCCAGGUGAUCAAUGACGGGGGCCGGCCCAAGGUGCAGGUGGAGUACAAGGGUGAGACCAAGACCUUCUACGCCGAGGAGAUCUCCUCCAUGGUGCUCACCAAGAUGAAGGAGAUUGCCGAGGCCUACCUGGGCAAGACGGUCACCAACGCCGUCAUCACGGUGCCAGCCUAUUUCAACGACUCCCAGCGCCAGGCCACCAAGGACGCCGGCACCAUCGCCGGGCUGAACGUGCUGCGAAUCAUCAAUGAGCCCACGGCCGCCGCCAUCGCCUACGGGCUGGACAAGAAGGUGGGUGGGGAGCGCAACGUGCUGAUCUUCGACCUGGGCGGGGGCACCUUCGACGUCUCCAUCCUGACCAUUGAGGAUGGGAUCUUCGAGGUGAAGUCCACGGCGGGCGACACCCACCUGGGGGGCGAGGACUUCGACAACCGCAUGGUUAACCACCUGGUGGCGGAGUUCAAGCGGAAACACAAGCGGGACGUGACGAGCAGCAAGCGGGCGGUGCGGCGCCUGCGGACGGCCUGCGAGCGGGCCAAGCGCACCCUCAGCUCCUCCACGCAGGCCUCCAUCGAGAUCGACUCGCUCUACGAGGGGGUGGACUUCUACACGGCCAUCACCCGGGCCCGCUUCGAGGAGCUCAACGCUGACCUGUUCCGGGGCACGCUGGAGCCCGUGGAGAAGGCCCUGCGGGACGCCAAGCUGGACAAGGCUCAGGUGCACGACGUGGUGCUGGUGGGGGGCUCCACCCGCAUCCCCAAGAUCCAGAAGCUGCUGCAGGAUUUCUUCAACGGGCGCGAGCUCAACAAGAGCAUCAACCCCGAUGAGGCCGUGGCUUAUGGCGCCGCGGUUCAGGCAGCCAUCCUGUCGGGUGACAAGUCGGAGAACGUGCAAGACCUGCUGCUGCUGGACGUGACGCCCCUGUCCCUGGGCAUCGAGACGGCCGGCGGCGUCAUGACGGCCCUGAUCAAACGCAACACGACCAUCCCCACCAAGCAGACCCAGACCUUCACCACCUACUCCGACAACCAGCCAGGCGUGCUCAUCCAGGUCUUCGAGGGCGAGCGGGCCAUGACCAAAGACAACAACCUGCUGGGCAAGUUUGAGCUGACGGGCAUCCCGCCUGCUCCCCGUGGGGUGCCCCAGAUCGAGGUGACCUUCGACAUCGAUGCCAAUGGCAUCCUCAAUGUCUCGGCCGUGGACAAGAGCACGGGCAAGGAGAACAAAAUCACCAUCACCAACGACAAGGGCCGGCUGAGCAAGGAGGAGAUUGAGCGCAUGGUGCAGGAGGCAGAGCGGUACAAGGUGGAGGACGAGGUCCAGCGGGAGAAGAUCGCGGCCAAGAACUCGCUGGAGUCGCUGGCCUUCAACAUGAAGAGCACGGCCGAGGACGAGAAGCUGAAGGACAAGCUGGCACCCGAGGACAAGCAGAAGAUCCUGGACAAGUGCAACGAGGUCAUCAACUGGCUGGACCGGAACCAGAUGGCAGAGAAAGAGGAAUACGAGCACCAGCAGAAAGAGCUCCAGAACCUCUGCAACCCCAUCAUCACCAAGCUGUACCAGGGCGCCAGUGGCGGGAUGCCCGGGGGGAUGCCCGGGGGCUUCCCUGGGGCUGGCGGGGCUGGGGGAGCCUCCUCCGGACCCACCAUCGAGGAGGUGGAUUGAGAGACCCGGCCACGGACCUCGUCCUUCCCCUUCCCCAGCUGAGCCGACACACACAUCACCCAUCCCUGGGGAAGGGGGCGGGUCAUUGGCUGGCUUACCCCAUGGCUUUCCCAUGAGCCUCCGCUCUAGCGGAGACCCCACUCCCCCCAACUAUGACUUGCUGUGUUUAGUGGGGAUCGGCCCCCACCCCCUGCCGCCGCAUUGCGGAUCCAGCUCUGUCGGCUCAGAAUAAAUUAUUGUGCCACUGUAA
Molecule: messenger RNA, 2338 nt
Organism: Dermochelys coriacea (leatherback sea turtle)
Lineage: Eukaryota; Metazoa; Chordata; Testudines; Dermochelyidae
Product: heat shock cognate 71 kDa protein-like
Exons: 9
Coding region: 118-2088 (656 amino acids)
Biological process (GO): vesicle-mediated transport; protein refolding; cellular response to unfolded protein
Cellular component (GO): cytosol; nucleus; cytoplasm
Molecular function (GO): misfolded protein binding; ATP-dependent protein folding chaperone; ATP binding
Source: RefSeq, a predicted model, not a curated record